Komagataella phaffii GS115 is the source of this 1122-nucleotide messenger RNA. RefSeq names its product 5' to 3' exonuclease, 5' flap endonuclease. The transcript has a single exon. Lineage: Eukaryota; Fungi; Ascomycota; Pichiomycetes; Pichiales; Pichiaceae. Bases 1 to 1122 code for a protein of 373 amino acids. The record is from RefSeq and is a predicted model, not a curated record. Gene Ontology annotation, molecular function: 5'-flap endonuclease activity; DNA binding; 5'-3' exonuclease activity. Gene Ontology annotation, cellular component: cytoplasm; nucleus.
AUGGGUAUCAAGGGACUGAAUGCUCUAAUAAAUGAGCACUCUCCUAAAGCUUUCAGAAAUGGCGAAAUGAAAACUUUCUUCGGAAGGAAAGUGGCCAUUGACGCAUCAAUGUGCUUGUACCAGUUCUUAAUUGCAGUGAGGCAACAAGAUGGCCAGCAGUUAGCCAACGAAGAAGGAGAAACCACCUCUCACCUAAUGGGGUUCUUUUAUAGGACAAUUCGAAUGGUUGGAUACGGAAUAAAGCCGUGUUACGUCUUUGAUGGGAAACCUCCAGUUCUGAAAGGAGGAGAGUUAGAAAAACGUUUGAAGAGAAGAGAGGAAGCCGAAAAACAGAGAUUGGACAUGAAAGAAACAGGAACCUUGGCUGACAUUGCCAAGUUUGAAAGAAGGACCGUUAGGGUCACACGUGAACAGAAUGACCAAGCUAAGAAGCUGCUUGAAUUGAUGGGAAUCCCCUAUGUAGACGCUCCAUGUGAAGCUGAAGCACAAUGCGCAGAAUUGGCUAAAGGAGGGAAAGUUUAUGCUGCAGCUUCUGAAGAUAUGGAUACGCUAUGUUAUGAAACGCCAUAUUUGUUGAGACACAUGACCACUGCUGAGGCUCGUAAGUUGCCUGUCACUGAAAUUGAUUAUGCUAAGGUUAUGGAAGGUCUUGAAAUGGAGCUUCCCCAGUUCAUAGAUUUAUGUAUACUUUUGGGUUGUGAUUAUUGUGAGACUAUUAAGGGGGUAGGCCCGGUAACAGCGUUUAAACUGAUCAAAGAACAUGGCUCCAUAGAGAAAGUCGUUGAGGCGAUUGAAAAUAAUCCAAAAUCCAAACAAAAAAUUCCUGAAAAUUGGCCAUACAAUGAGGCCAGGGAGCUUUUCUUGCAUCCCGAAGUGAUACCGGCUUCUGAGUGUGAAUUAGAGUGGAAAGAACCAGAUGAAGAAGCAUUGGUAGACUAUAUGGUUCGCCAACAUGGAUUCAGUGAACAAAGAAUAAGGGAUGGCGCAUCCAAACUACGUAAAUCCUUGAAAACGGGCACCCAAGGACGUUUGGACAAAUUCUUUGUGGUUAAGAAAAGACCAGCAGAAGAAAAGAAGGGAAAGAACACAAAGGAAGAGAAACCCAAGAAAAAGAGAAAGUAA